CCCUAGUUGGCUGAAUUGAACGAGUUUAAGUGUGCUUUGCAGGCCUCUUUUUCCCCGUCCUAUGUUACUCAGCAUUUGAUGCUUCUGAAUCUUUAGAUUCGACUUUUUGCAGUUUGAUUAUUUGGGGAAAUUUCUUGGCAAAGGAAUUUUUAAAGGUCUGUUUUUGGGUGGAGGAAGAGAGUGGAAAACGAAGAUGGUGUUUGGGCAAGUUGUAAUCGGUCCGCCUGGUUCGGGAAAGACUACCUACUGUAAUGGCAUGUCUCAGUUCUUGCAGCUUAUCGGAAGAAAGGUUGCUGUCAUCAACUUGGAUCCUGCUAAUGACUCAUUGCCCUACGAAUGUGCUGUAAACAUUGAGGAUCUGAUCAAGCUAAGUGAUGUGAUGAUGGAACACUCUCUUGGUCCUAAUGGAGGCUUGGUUUAUUGCAUGGAUUAUCUGGAGAAAAAUAUAGAUUGGUUGCAAGGUAGAUUGGCACCCCUUUUGCGAGAUCACUAUCUCCUAUUCGACUUUCCAGGACAAGUUGAAUUAUUUUCCCUACACUCCAAUGCCAAGAAUGUUAUAAUGAAACUCAUCAAGAAUUUGAAUCUGAGGUUGACUGCAGUGCAUUUAGUUGAUGCUCAUCUUUGCAGUGACCCUGGAAAGUAUGUUAGUGCACUGCUGCUCUCUUUAUCAACCAUGUUGCAUCUGGAGCUCCCACAUGUUAAUGUCUUAUCUAAGAUCGAUUUAAUUGAGAACUAUGGAAGGCUAGCUUUUAAUCUUGACUUCUAUACGGAUGUGCAAGAUUUAUCAUACCUACAACAUCAUCUUGACCAAGAUCCUCGCUCUGCCAAGUACAGAAAGCUCACUAAGGAGCUUUGCGAUGUAGUUGAAGAUUUUGGUUUAGUCAAUUUUACUACCUUAGAUAUCCAGGAUAAAGAGAGUGUAGGAAAUCUAGUUAAGCUAUUAGACAAGAGCAAUGGUUACAUUUUUGCUGGUAUGGAAGCAAGUGCAGCUGAAUUCAGCAAGAUUGCAGUUGGUGCUACGGAUUGGGAUUAUUACAGAGUUGCGGCAGUGCAAGAGAAGUACAUGGAUGAUGAAAAUCUCAAGUUCAAUGACUGAUGACUAAGAUUAACAUAAAUAUUCUGCUGAGAAAGUGCUUGUACUGGUGAACCAGUCACAUCCUCCUUUACGCGAAUUGAUUGCACAUAAAUUCCCAAUGGUGAUCGUUGAACAGUAGCAAUGUCCAGUGUCUUAUCUUCUGUUCUGUGCAGCAGCUAUGUUCUUCUCACUAUACUACCUGGAUUGUCAUGUGGGUCCUCUAAAUGACAGGCUGAUAAGAUGUUGAGAGAAUCAAAAGUAUGCAAAUUCCUUGCCCUUUUGUAGUUCUAGGAUGUGAUUUAAACUAUCUAUCUAGUUAUUUAAUGAGUAUGACUGUUGUGCCUACACGGUGGCGAGUUGAUUUAUGAUUCUUCUGCUCUUUUUGCCUUCUAUUGCCUUAUACUUCAACAGUAAAUGACUGUUGUGCCUACAUUGAUUGAUGCAUUAGCAAUGCCGUGUAAACCAUGCAUCUUCUUAUUUAACUUCAUUAUGCAGUUCGUGUUUUAUUG
This is a messenger RNA of Cucurbita pepo subsp. pepo (vegetable marrow), 1584 nucleotides long. NCBI's taxonomy places the organism in Eukaryota, Viridiplantae, Streptophyta, Magnoliopsida, Cucurbitales, Cucurbitaceae. The record is from RefSeq and is a predicted model, not a curated record.